Messenger RNA from Hyla sarda, 2286 nucleotides. RefSeq names its product sperm tail PG-rich repeat containing 2 (gene STPG2). Bases 381 to 2075 code for a protein of 564 amino acids. NCBI's taxonomy places the organism in Eukaryota, Metazoa, Chordata, Amphibia, Anura, Hylidae. The transcript is spliced from 15 exons. The record is from RefSeq and is a predicted model, not a curated record.
AAUGAUGAGAGAUACAAAUGCCAAACAACCUGUCUCACCACCCCCCGCAGCUCCUCACUGCCCUAAGGGGAAUGCGGGGUUCGCCAUAAGGGGGGCGGGCGGCUGCGACCCUUACUAUAUUUAAUGGGGGGAAUGGGGAAGGGCCCAGGGGCAUAUGGCGCUCUGCCAAGCCCGCCUCUGGUCAGCAGUCUGUAGAUAGCCUGUCAGUGCGGUCAGCCGUGGGCUUGCCCCUGGGUCGCUAUAGCAACGCGUCCUCCUCUGUGGGAGUCACCGUGUGAGUGAAGUGCUGCGGGAGCCGGAGCCGUUUGUUUGUACAGUACGUAUAGUGUCCGGUCCAGUCCGUUCUACCCGGUUUCGGUGUUUAUUCUAUAAAAGGCAAGAUGUAUGAUCGUGCCCCCCGAUCGCUUGUUGUCACUGUGGGCAGCACUCAGGAAAAUGUGGGCCCAGGAUCCUAUGAGGUCUAUUCUGACAAAAUGCACAAACCAGCAGGCUAUGCCCCCUUUUUAUCAGUAGCAAGUCGAGAUUUCACUUUUAAUGCCCCGCAGACAAUUUCUGCUGCACCUGGACCAGGACACUAUGACAUCUUUAAUGUAAAGGAAAAGGUAAAAGGAGGACAAACUAUCCAGAACAAAGAAAAGCGUUUUCAAGAGUCUGUCUCCUCUACGCCUGGACCUGGUGCAUAUGAUCCGCAGCUUGGAAUGGAUAUAGAUGGAACAAAGAGGUCCUCUCCAAAACCCCAAAAAAGAGCAAAAAGCAAUGUUAAAAAGCUUCCAAAUGCCAGUGCUCCAUCCAUUCCAACGCCUGGACAAGCCUUUGGCUAUGAAGAAAUUGCAGAUGGUUCCCUUGUCAGACAAAAUCCAGCUGCCAUGGACAAUACAUUGGGGCCUGCCUUCUACCAUCCUACAAAUGCAGAGGCAUAUGCAACAAAGAAAUACCGAGGUGUGCACUUUGGAAAAUAUUCAGGGAAGCGCACUGAAUUUGAAAAUCUUGAUGGACCUGGCCCAGGGGAAUAUGACAUAGAUCAGGAAAGUGCUCUGCAUUAUGAGAAUGUCAACUCCAAGAAGGAAGACAAGAAGAAAUAUGAGCCAUUCAUUCCACGGUAUCACGAAGUAAUCGUAUUACAGGAAGAGAAGAAGGGUGUACCAGGACCAGGAAAAUAUGAAAUUCCGCGCCAUUUUGAUGUUUCCAACAGGUUGACAAAAUCUGCUGAUGUUCCUAAGCCACCUUUUCUUUCACAAUCCAAAAGAUUCCUACCUGUGAAAUCCAUCACUCCAGCACCAGGCGCAUAUAAUGAACAGCGCACAGCACUUGAGGCUUUGAAGAAAACAUCAAGUAUGACACAAUCACCGUUUGGCCAAACUGCAGUCCGAUUUACUCAGGUCUCAAGGAUGGAGAAAACGCCAGGUCCAGGUUCUUACAAUAUAUUUAGCUAUGGCAUAGCAAAUGACAGCUUGAAGAAAGCCAAUCAGGAGGGCCUAACCAAAGCAGCAUUUGGAUCUUCUUCUUCCCGUGCCUUGUACAUUUCAAACAAAGACGCAGUGUGGACCCCAGGGCCAUCACAUUAUGUUGUUAAGGACAGGAUUGAAGAACCAUACAAACAUAAAAAAUCAUCUGUAUUUUCAUCAGGAACAGAAAGACUGACUACCCAAAUAACUGCAAAGGAUAUACCACCACCUGGCUCCUAUAAUGUUUCGGAAUCCUAUGAAAAACUUUAUGGUAAACCUAGACACAGGCCACCGAGAACAUUCCAAGCUAAAAGAAAACAAGCUUCUUUUCUAAGUGUGGUUCCGAGAGAUUUUACCUUGCAGAAUGAUUUUCACGUACCAGGACCAGGAGCCUAUGACCCAGUGAAGCAGCUAGUUAUACAAACUCCAUCAUCUGUCCCAAGAGAAGAGCGUUUCAAAGAACCAAGGGAGAUUACUCCAGGGCCUGGAUCCUAUGAGAUGAGUCCCAUCUUUAAGGACACAGUGCUUAAAGGGACAUUUAAUGCCACACUUCCAAACCCUUUGCUAAGUCACAUGGAAAUCCCUUCCAAAAAACAAGCAGAAAAUCUUCUAUUCUGUCUGAGUGUAUGAUUUGAUAUCAACAACUAUACAUGUUGCCUGUCGGGAGCUACAUCCUGCAAUCUGCACUUCUACGGAUUGGAUCCUGCAUUACUGUUCACUGUGAAGAGACCAUCACAUGGCUCAACAAACUACAAUAUGCGACCACUUGCAACCGGGGGAAAAUGGCUAUUAUUACUGAUUGUUUGUUUUUACCUAUAAUACAAAUAAAUUUAAUAAAAUU